Molecule: messenger RNA, 2206 nt
Organism: Apis mellifera (honey bee)
Lineage: Eukaryota; Metazoa; Arthropoda; Insecta; Hymenoptera; Apidae
Product: F-box/LRR-repeat protein 7
Exons: 2
Coding region: 400-1986 (528 amino acids)
Molecular function (GO): RNA binding; protein binding
Source: RefSeq, a predicted model, not a curated record
UUUCUAAACGUUGGCUUUUCUAAACGUUGGAAAGUUGGCGGAAAUUAGGAGGAAAGGGAAACUGGACGUAGGGGUGGUGGUAGGCAUUAAUCAUCCUAGGUUUUUCGGCCUACGUGACCAACUUUCCCUUACGAAUGUCCGCUUUUGUUAACGCUUUGGUAAGAGAGAGACGGACUAUGGGCUGGAAAAGGACCCCGCUGCGUACGCUAGGGGUAUAUAUAGACGGAAAGGAGCGUUCGUGGAUCAUUCGUUGACUAGCAUCGACGGUGAUACAUCACUACUACCCUACCCUUCAACACGGCCAACUUCCGACUCACCUGCGAAUCCCAGAACUUCAUCGACGCUUUUCUAAUUAUAUUCUACAUAUAUACAUACGUAUAUAUAUACACUCGAUUGAACAUGGCAUCGAUCGAAUCUACAACGAACGGCCGCCGCCUAUUCAUGUCCAACGUGUCGCCGUACACGAGCAAAAGGAGAUUGUUGGACAUGCUGAGGCCGUACAACGCGACGAACCUCGUUAUACUGAGGAAAUACGCGGACAACAAUCAAGCGUUCGUCACGUUCAAGACGAGGGAGGACGCCGCCAACGUGUUGAAAUUGUCGCAGGAGGAAGGAUUUUUCUGCGAUCUAAGACGGUUGAGAAUAUUCGCAGCGCGUCCGAGGAGAAGCCGGGCCGAGGAAAAGGGCGGGAAUUAUUCGGUCGAGUUGGCGCCCGACUGCGUGGCCAACAUCGCCCGGUAUCUGCCGUACGCCGACAGGGCGCGCCUCGAGAUGGUCUCGAGCUCUUGGAGGCAGGGUAGCCAACUGUCGCAUCGCGUGGUGCGCCAUCUCGAGUUCGAGGAUUGGCGUUGGCCCGAGGCCGAGUACGUGACGACGAGCUUUCUCGAUUGGUUGGUGAGACGGCAGGGCGAUAACCUUGCGAGCGUGGUGAUAAACGAGCAAUGGUCGAAAAAUUUAACCUCUCGAAUCGUGUCUGCCAUCGGUUGGAAUUGUUCCCAAUUGACCAUGAUCGAUUUCACGGGGAUAAGGAUACGUCCUUCCUCCCUGAGAACGUUCCGAUCGAUGGGCGAUCAAUUGAAACAUCUGAGUUUGGGUAUGAGCGACGGUCCCAUCGACGCAGAGCUUGGAAAGAUAUUCGACCAGUCGGUCAAUCUGGAAUACUUUCGCGCCGAUGGGACGGAUAUUUACGGAAAAUGUCUCACUCACUUACACCCUUACUUGGAAACGUUGAUACUGAGAAAUUGUUCUCACUUAGAGUCGCGGCUCGCUUCAAUCACGUUGUCGAACAUGAAGAGGUUACAACAUCUCGAGAUAAUAUACUGUCCCAAACUCCGAGAUACCAGUAUUUUGUACACCCUCAUCGACACCGAUAUCAGUUUAUUCAGGACCCUGUCUUUAGUGAAAUUUCACCAUUGCUCGUUUAUAGAACCGAAGAAAGAGAUUGGGCAGGUGCUGGUCCAAAGGCUGAGAGAGAAGUCAAUACCGAAAUUGUAUCGGGAGUUGAGCCGAUUGAGCGUCGCCUAUUGCGUGUGGGUGAAUUACGAUUUCGUCACGGACGUCGGCCGAUACAUGAAGAAUCUCAGCUACUUGAAUCUGAGCGGUUGCAAGAGCAUAAGGGACGAAUGCUUGGAACCGCUCGGAAAUUUGGACCAGCUCGAGAUAUUGGAAAUAAACUGCAUGCAUCCCUCGGUCUCCGUCCUCUUCCUGCAAUCGUUGGAAUCGUUGACGGAGCUCCAUUGCAGGAAGAACGUCGGAAUCACCGACGAGGAUAUAUGCGGGGUCCUGAAUAACUGUUCCCAGAUAGCAAUCAUCGACGUCGAGGGUUGCUAUCACGUAGGGAUUCUCAGUUUGAAGCGAGCCGCGAGAAUGGCGAAAAUUCGGAAAAAACUCAUCCAGAUGUACGUUGCCGGUACCAGGAUCAAAGAAUCGAUGGAAUACGAGAGAACCGAGUAUUUGCAAGUCAUUUACAAGCACAAAUACUUUUGAAUAGAUUAUAGUAUUUGUAUUGUGUACAUAGAAAAUUUAUAGAGAAAAUUUCAAAAAUUGUACAUACAAAUUUUAAAAGACUGACUUUAAACAUUUUUUAAUUUAUAUUUAAUCUUUUUUUAACUUUUCAUUGUAUGUUUGUUUGUAUUGUAAGAAUACAAAGAUUGUACAUAUGGAAUUGUUUGUAAAAUUGUACAUACAAGAAUUUUAGAAGACUGAU